AUGUUCAUCUCUUCGUUGCUAUUUUCAUCACAUUUGUGCUCUUAUCCUCUCAUUUUCCCUUCCUUCCCAUGUCAGAUUCGUGACGCCGAAGAGGGCGCUGAUAUGAUCAUGGUGAAGCCCGGGUUGCCAUAUCUGGAUGUUCUGGCUGAUAUUCGCAGAGAACUCAGAAAGCCUCAACUCACUCGAGUGCUUUUGGCGUCAGUUCGGACAAUCUGGAAUAGGAGCGAUCAAGACAAAGGGUUGACACCUGCCUCACACAAGACUGUGACGACGAAACCUCUGCAUCUACCAGCAUCAUUUACACCCCAUUUGGCACAAGUAUGCAUGCCUAUAGAAUUUGGGCAUCUGCUUUCUGGCCAAUCGGUCGCAGCCGCUUUCAGGCAGGAGUGGGCAUGCCUAAUCAGCUGUCCAAGUCGUCAUGAGCCAAACCUACCCGAGUACCACCAGUGCUUCCUCAUGUACGCACAGCUGCUUUGA
This is a messenger RNA of Protopolystoma xenopodis, 477 nucleotides long. The record is from the annotation of a GenBank genome assembly. NCBI's taxonomy places the organism in Eukaryota, Metazoa, Platyhelminthes, Monogenea, Polystomatidea, Polystomatidae.